Molecule: messenger RNA, 3660 nt
Organism: Mirounga angustirostris (Northern elephant seal)
Lineage: Eukaryota; Metazoa; Chordata; Mammalia; Carnivora; Phocidae
Gene: DAB1
Product: DAB adaptor protein 1
Exons: 12
Coding region: 224-1735 (503 amino acids)
Biological process (GO): ventral spinal cord development; lateral motor column neuron migration
Cellular component (GO): cytoplasm
Source: RefSeq, a predicted model, not a curated record
UGAAGAAUAUGGGCUGUGACGACGUUUUUUGUGGAGGAGCGUCUUCCCUUGGACCUUGAACUGGCUCUCUUCUGCUUGCCCUUCCAGCGCUCGGAAGGAGUGAAUGAGAUGUGCAGCUCGGAGCGUUGUUUCUGAAGGGAGGAGUCAUUCUCUUGGAGAGGAGUCCUCCAUGAGCCUGGCCGAGGCCCGGGAUCUGUGUGAAGUGGACUAAGGAUUUAGUAGGAUGUCAACUGAGACAGAACUUCAAGUAGCUGUGAAAACCAGCGCCAAGAAAGACUCCAGAAAGAAAGGUCAGGAUCGCAGUGAAGCCACUUUGAUAAAGAGGUUUAAAGGUGAAGGGGUCCGGUACAAGGCCAAGCUGAUCGGGAUUGAUGAGGUUUCUGCGGCUCGGGGAGACAAGUUAUGUCAAGAUUCCAUGAUGAAACUCAAGGGCGUUGUUGCUGGUGCGCGUUCCAAAGGAGAACACAAACAGAAAAUCUUUUUAACCAUCUCCUUUGGAGGUAUCAAAAUCUUUGACGAGAAGACAGGGGCUCUUCAGCAUCAUCAUGCUGUUCACGAAAUUUCCUACAUUGCAAAGGACAUCACAGAUCACCGGGCCUUUGGAUACGUUUGUGGGAAGGAAGGGAAUCACAGAUUUGUUGCCAUAAAAACAGCCCAGGCGGCUGAACCUGUUAUUCUGGACUUGAGAGAUCUCUUUCAACUUAUUUAUGAAUUGAAGCAAAGAGAAGAGUUGGAAAAAAAGGCACAAAAGGAUAAGCAGUGCGAACAAGCUGUGUAUCAGGUUCCCACCAGCCAAAAGAAGGAAGGUGUUUAUGAUGUGCCAAAAAGUCAACCUGUAAGUGCUGUGACCCAAUUAGAACUUUUUGGGGACAUGUCCACCCCUCCUGAUAUAACCUCUCCCCCCACUCCUGCAACUCCAGGUGAUGCCUUUAUCCCGUCUUCAUCUCAGACCCUUCCGGCGAGUGCAGACAUGUUUAGUUCUGUACCUUUCGGCACUGCUGCUGUACCCUCAGGUUAUGUUGCAAUGGGCGCCGUCCUCCCAUCCUUCUGGGGCCAGCAGCCCCUCGUCCAACAGCAGAUCGCCAUGGGUGCUCAGCCACCAGUCGCUCAGGUGAUGCCGGGGGCUCAGCCCAUCGCCUGGGGCCAGCCGGGUCUCUUCCCUGCCACUCAGCAGCCCUGGCCAGCUGUGGCCGGGCAGUUCCCGCCAGCCGCCUUCAUGCCCACACAAACUGUUAUGCCUUUGCCAGCCGCCAUGUUCCAAGGUCCCCUCACCCCCCUUGCAGCCGUCCCAACCACGGGUGACUCCACCAGGGCAAGUCCACAGACCACGACGCCCAGACAGAAAAUGGGGAAAGAAAUGUUUAAGGAUUUCCAGAUGGCCCAGCCUCCGCCCGUGCCCUCCCGCAAACCCGACCAACCCUCCCUCACCUGUACCUCAGAGGCCUUCUCCAGUUACUUCAACAAAGUCGGGGUGGCACAGGACACAGACGACUGUGAUGACUUUGACAUCUCCCAGUUGAAUUUGACCCCUGUGACUUCUACCACGCCAUCAACCAACUCACCUCCAACCCCAGCCCCUCGACAGAGCUCUCCAUCCAAAUCAUCUGCGUCCCACGCCAGCGAUCCCACCACAGAUGACAUCUUCGAAGAGGGCUUUGAAAGUCCCAGCAAAAGUGAAGAGCAAGAAGCUGAGCUGGAGCCUCUCUAUGCACAGAUCAACAGACCUAAGAAGUAGCAUCGAGGUGAGCUCAUGGCAGGUACUUCAAGACUGGCAUGGAAAUCAGCAUCGCAACAGGCUCUCUUGUAUUCUUCCACCUCACCUCAUCCCACGACGAAAUUCAUGAUUGCCCAAUGGAACUCAUUUGGAAGAGGGAACUCAGAGUUUUUGGCAACCAAUGGCAGAUAACUAUGGCAGCACAAAAAAAAAAAAAAAAAAAAAUCAGAAAAGUAUAAAAAAAUCUUACCCAACAUUAAAUCACAAAUGAAGCAAAUGCUUACCUGACAAAUAUUCUGAGCUCUUACUGUGGGUUUAAGAUGACCCAGUACGUGAAAUCAUAAUUCUCUUUUUAUUUCUCGACCUGUUGACCGCUGUAAAGACACCAAAUGUGGAGUGACAGGCCUCAGAGAGUGACAACAGGGUUGGCACUGACUUCUUUUAGACAAAAGCAAGAGGUCCUCUGUGACUACAGUAUCCUCAUCCAUAUGCCUUUUGACAUAUGACGAUGUCUUUUCAUCACUCCACAGGGCCUGGUCUGCCAUUUUUUCCCCCUUUCCUUUAUCAUGUUUGAAAAUUAAUGGGUGUAAAAAUUUUUGUAUUGCUUUUGACUUUUUUUAGAUAUGGGUGAGGAAAUCUAACUGGAAAAGAAAAGCCUCAUAUGAACUGAAUUAACUUGAAAAUCACAAGACGAAUAAGUGGUUGGUUAUUCUUAUGAUCAAGAAUGUUGCCAAAACAACCCUUUAGCUAUUUCUGCAUCCUGGUGAAGAAAGACAGCUUUGGGUUGGGACCUUCAUUCUGUGAGUAGGAAAGGACAUCGGAUCCCAUUGAUGAGAAAGAUGAAAAACGCAUCUGAUUUCCUCAGAAGCUCUAAACUCUUAAGUACAAUAAAAUGAUAUUUUUUAUUUUUCCGAAUCUUGCUGCUGUGUUGCUAUGCAGACAAGUGUCUUCUCCACGUGCCAUUUUCAAAGAAAAGUCAUUUGCCAAAUAAUUCUGGUACAAUCUUGGUAAUGUAGUUUUGGAUCUUAAAACCGACCUUCUAGUGGAACAAUGGUGACAUGAAUAUUCAGAAUAACAAACUGAUUCCGGGAUCACGAUGGUUCAUCUCUAUCUCUUUUUGUACAUCAGAAAAUUCAAAUGGGAUUUUUAUUUUCUAACUUGAAAAAAAACAAAAACCUUACCAUUAAACUCUUUAAAUAUUUAAGGGAAAUGGCUUUAAGGAGUUCUAAUGAAAAAAAAUUGCCAUUUUUUUUGUAAAUAUAAAUGUUAAUGAAAAUGCUUUUUAAUAAUGCCAUUACACUGUAGACAAGGUAGCAGAUUGAGUGCAGGAUGUGACAGACCUGAUGGAUGGGGCUCUCUCCCCAGAUGUUAUUGUGGAGCACGUGGGAGGAAGCUGGAGUUCAGGGACGGCUGGCCGGAGCACUUGGCCAAUCGGCAGCUAGUGAACAGGAAGGGAGCCCGUGACCCCACCGUCGACUGCAGCCUUUCCGCAAGAGUGCCCGCCCUUGGCGGAAACCAAGAAAACGUUCACAUUUUGAAGGCCUGUCCUUCAGAUUCUGAAACUCCCUCCCACCUCUUCACUCCCAUCCACCCCCCAUAGAGAUUGCUGGACUGUCUGUGUGUGAAACAGAGGAGUUUAAGCUUCCUUUUUUUACACUUAUGAGACAAAAAGUGCAGUGUUCAGUUCGUAUGUUUAGCACAUGAUUUUUCAUAAAGAAUCUAUAUAUUUUUGCCCUACAGAGAAUUGUUCUACAGGUCACGUGUGUUUUCCUGAUGUUCCUAUGCAGUUCAGUAUGUUGAAUUUAGUGGUUUAACACUAAGGAGAAAACAUUAGAGGACCAUGUGAUUAACUGGAUUUGGGGUUACCUGUUAUUACUUGGUUUUCAAAUUGGGAAAGUAGAAUUGACACUGAUAUGAUUGACUUAAAUAGGCCUGUGUACUGUGGU